CAUUGCAAAAAUUCUCGUAGACAUCGACACAUAGAUUAUUGCAAAUAUAGAAAUCAACCUAAAAAACUACGAUCCAGUUUGGAGUCUAGGAUAUAUAAAAAUCAUUUUGAAGAUGAAGAAGUUGGUGUUAGACAUGUUCAUGAUAUUGCGUUUAAGCCACAUCCUGAGUUACCUAAAGACUUUUUAUCACAUGAACAAUUUUGGGCUCGAACUGGAUUUGAGGAUCCAUAUACUGCCUUGGAACAAGAAGAUUUUGCAAAAUGUGACCAUGAAUGCCCUGAUGAAAUUCAUCAAAUAUCAAUCGAUGGUUUACCACCAGAAAAAUCUUAUUGCGAUUUGCAAUUGUUUCAUGAUCCUAUCAAUAUUUUACCUAUUGGAAAAAACGGAUAUUUAUCUAAUGACGGACAUGUAUUUCUAUGCCGAGAUCCUAGGGUUGCAGCUUUUCAUGUUAUUUUUGUAUUGGAUCGAUCAUCAUCUAUGAGUAGCUGUGAUCAUCCACCAACAUUGGAUUCACGAUUCGGAAGAUCAUUACAAGAAAAUUUCAAUAAUCGACUUGGUGCAGCGUUACAGGCAACGGAUCAAUUCAUUAAGACUCGGAUUUCUUCUACACAGAACAAAAAUAAAUGCACAACAAUUGUUAAUGAUAUUGUAUCUGUUAUACUUUUUGAUCGCUAUUCCGAAGUUCUAUUUGAAAAUAAAAGUAUAUUUGAUACUGAUUUUAUUCAAAAUAAAUUGAUUGAGAAAGGAACUGGAAAAGGGACACAUUUUGACAGAGCAAUUAAAAAAACUGGACAAGUUAUUGAUAAAUAUUUUGAUAUAUCUAGAUUAAAUGUUGUGAUGUUUCUUUCUGAUGGAGAAGACAAGUUUCCAGAAAAUGAAUUGGUGGAUAUUUGCCAGAAAAAUAAAGAUAAAGGAUCCCCAAUAUUUUUUAACACCAUACAUUUUGGUCAUUCACUUUUUGGAGCCGGAGUUCUUCAAAAAAUAGCAGAAAUUGCUCAAACUUAUCAUGAUACUAGUUAUUCUAAUAAUAAUAUGCAAUGUAAGUUUGUAAAAGCGCCUGAUACAAUAUGUCUCAUUGAUAGUUUUACAGAUGUAGCAUAUAGUUUGCUAGUACAUAAGCCUAUAUUAAUGCAAGGAUAA
Molecule: messenger RNA, 1140 nt
Organism: Scutellospora calospora
Lineage: Eukaryota; Fungi; Glomeromycota; Glomeromycetes; Diversisporales; Gigasporaceae
Source: the annotation of a GenBank genome assembly